Messenger RNA from Chrysoperla carnea, 4809 nucleotides. RefSeq lists its product as uncharacterized. Gene Ontology annotation, biological process: lipid transport. Gene Ontology annotation, molecular function: lipid carrier activity. The transcript is spliced from 18 exons. The record is from RefSeq and is a predicted model, not a curated record. Bases 64 to 4356 code for a protein of 1430 amino acids. NCBI's taxonomy places the organism in Eukaryota, Metazoa, Arthropoda, Insecta, Neuroptera, Chrysopidae.
UCAAAGUUGAUUUUGUAGAUUAUAAAUGUUUUAUUUUUCUUCAGUUUAUUUAUUUCUUCAAGAAUGUAUUUACUAGGAAUAUUUUCAAUUAUUUUAUAUUUGGGGCGAUUAACAAUCGCAUAUGAAAAUGGAAUUAAUAGUUUAUUCCCAGAGGAUUAUUCAUCAAUUUAUACGUAUCAUGUAUCAACAAACACUGGUGUAAAAAAACCUGAAAGUGCUACAUCUUUAUGGGAAUUAACCGCUGGAAUUAUAAUUACUAGUAAUGGAAAUUACUCAAUAAUACAGCUGACUGAUGUGCGAAUGAAAGCAUAUAAUGGGCCAGAAAAUGAAGAUGUAAAUUGUCCAACAUGGUCCAUGACAGAUAUCAACGAAUUAUCUGAACCAUUUGUAAUUCAAUAUGAGAAGGGUUUGGUUGAAAAUAUCUUCUUAAAUCCAAAUGAAGAUGUUUGGAUUUCAAAUAUUAAACGUGGUUUGGGAAGUUUAUUACAAAUUGAUAUACCGCAAAUUGAUAAAUUUGCGUUUACAUCCACAGAGAAAAACAUUUACGGAUCUUGUUUAGUGGAAUACACGGUUUUAAAUGAAACAGAUGAUCUAUCUGUGCGAAAAUUCAUAAAUAAUGAUAAAUGUGCAGAUAUUCCAUUUCAAUCAUGGUCAAGUGCUCCAAAAUCAAUAUGUCCUUCGAAACAUCAAAAUUCAAUUAUAUCGAGUUCAGAACGAUAUUUUCGAAUUAAUAAUACAAACAAUGAAACCUUUGAAAUUCUUGAUAUUAAAGGGCAUGGAACUUUAUUGGUACAACCAUUUGAAGCAUAUGGUGACGCUUAUUACUUAGAAACAAAACAAGAAUUAUAUUUAAAAAAACGUAUAAAAAAAGAAUUCCCAAAUGAAAAUUUCCUAGAAAAAUUAACAAUUUCAAAUUUAACAUACGAACAAAAUACAUACGAUUUCACAAACGGACGUCGAAAAUUAACGAAACAAGAGAAAAUCGAAUCGAUACAUGAAGAACUAAAUAAAUUAAUUAGUAGUUUCGAAGAAAAUCAUUCAAUUUAUAAAACGAAUAAAUUACAUCGUGGAACACUUCAAUUGUUAUAUUUCCAAAUGCGAACACUUGAUAUAUCCGAAUUACAUCGAAUAUAUUCGGAUAUCGGUAUCGGUACAAGUUAUCAACAGGAAUCAAAAGCUGGUAUUUUUUUGGAACUAUUACCACAAAUUGGUAGUGAAGCUUCAUCACAAUUUAUUAAGGAUUUAAUACUAUCGAGAAAUGUUAAAGAUAUUUUAGCUGUAAAAUUAUUAACUAUGUUACCGUUUUACAUUGAAUACACCAACGAUCAAGUUUUAGCGAGUUUUGAACCGUUAGUAUCGUUAAGUAGAGAUUUUUCGAUAAGUGUUCGACAUACGGCUGUUUUAAGUUUUGCCACAAUGGUUUAUAAGACGUAUACGGCUGGGAAAUGUUCAGUGCAAACUUUUGAAAAAUAUGUACGGAAAUUUUUGGAUUUAUUUUCAGAUAGCACCGAAUAUGAACAAGAAAUGCUUUAUUUACAAGGUUUAAAUAAUUUACAAGUCGGUUCAGUUGCAAAAUAUUUAAUUCCAGUAAUUUCAAAAGGAACCACAUAUUCACAUCACACACGAUUUCUAGCUAUUUGGGCAUCAAUGUACACAAAAACUUUAAGCGCAGAUGAGAUUUAUAGAAUUUAUUGGCCAAUAUUAGAAGAUCGUACAGAACAUUUAGAAAUGAGAGCCGUUGCAUUUUUAAUGUUACUUACAUCGGAACCAACAACAGGUCGACUUGUAUCGCUUUAUUGGUUUAUGCAGAAAGAAAAUGAUCCACAUUUGUAUAAUUUUUAUUAUACGACUUUGAUCAGUCUUAAAGAUACAACUUAUCCCUGUUAUUUACAUUUGGGUACAUUAGCAUCACAAAUAAUACGUUUUGUAAAAGCACCACAAACGAAAAAAUAUUGGGUAACUGGUAAUUAUUUAUUCGAUUAUAACGAUGCAAAUCGUGAAUUUGGAUCAAUGUCACAAUUUAUAAUGAUUGGAAAUCCACAAACGGAUCAAUUAAAUGUUUUUUAUGUAACAUUAAGUAAUUAUGUAAUGGGUUAUAAUGUUAAUCAAUUUGCACUUUAUUUAAAAAUGCAAGGAGUUACUGAAUCCGUUCUGGACAAAUUAUCACAUAUUAAUGGACAGAAUGUUGAUGUUAAUGAAUUAAUUACAAUCUUACAAGAUGCUAAAGUUAAUUUACAAUCAUCGGAACCGGUGCAUAUUGAAAUUAUAGCAAAAAUUGAAGGAAAAACUAUAUUUAGUAAAUAUAUAAAUGAAACUACUUUUAAUUUACUUGGAAAAGUUCUUUUAGAUUUACAAGAUAUCAAAUCGGAAUAUCAUAUAAAUUAUCAACAUAUAGGAAUUACUUUAGCUAGUCGAGAUUUUUAUCCAUCAGAUUUUGGUACUACAAUUUGGAUUAGUACUUUAUCAGGUGCAUCAAUAUCUGUGCGAGGAAAUUUUACGUUUUCUAUGGAAAAUGGAUCAUUUAUGAGACAAAAUGAUUUAGAUUUUAGAUAUUCAUUUCAAACACAAUUAACAUUAUUUUCAUAUAAUCCAAUAUUGGAUUCAUAUCAUGGAAUUGAACGACAAAAAGUUGUCCAUGGAAUACUUCCGAUAUUAAUGAAUGUCAGUUUAAAUAUACCAAAUAUGAAAUUAUCAACAUCAUUUCAACAAAGUGACAUGAGUCCGUUACCAAUUGUAAUAUUCCAUACACGAUUAAUUACAUUCUUUCGAAGUAAAGAAAAUUCACAACUUGUUUUAAGUGGUUUUUGUCCAAAAUGUAAAUCCGAGUAUGAGGUUACAAGUAUUAAUAAAUUUAAGAAUAGAGAAGUAUUAAAUAUUGAUUCGAAAGAAGUAUAUCGAAAAUUCCAAUUAUCGUUAUUCAAUUGUGAUAGUCCGUACAAUUUGAAGAAUAUUUUCUACGACAUUACUCAAUCACACCGUUAUAAUAGUAAGGUACUUUCUUCUGGAAAAUAUAUUCUAUUUCUACAACACGUAUUGGAUUAUGUUUCUUUUAUACCCACAGUCGGUCAAUGUGGGGCAGCUUUUAUUGUUGGAUCGUUAAGUGAAGAACUUCCAAUUAUACAUUGGGUCACGCAAAUUAAUCAACAGCCGGAAGAACGACAGUUUAUUAUUAAAAAUGGGACAACAUUUUAUACGGAAUUAUUACAUGAAUAUGAUGGAACAUUGGUUCCUGUGUUUGAUGCAACAUUAGCUUUGGAAACGUUCAGUAAUGAAAUUUCUGAUAUCCGAUUAAUUGCAAAUCGGAAAACUGAACAAAAAGAAAAGUACUGUUUUCACUCAAACACAAAAUUACCACAAAAAUCGUAUGAUAUGUUUUCAUAUGAACCAAUUGAAGAAAUUCUAAUCGUUGGUGAUUUGAGUUGGGGGAAUGUAAAUGAAAAUGAAACUGAAUGCCCUCAUGAUCAAAAACUUUUACAUUGGAAUAUUACUGGAGAGCUUACAGAUGAACAAAAAAUCGAAAUAAAAGAAUCAAAAAUUUGGCCAUUUAAACAGUGUAAAGAGAUGAAAGGUGAUUUAAAAUUUACACCUUUAUCAGAUGAAUGUUAUCGAGCAUCGUUUGCUGCAUCAACUCCACGUAAAUAUUCAAUGGAAUUUCUAAUGAAAAACAUACCAGAAUGGUUUUACAAUUCGAUAAAGAGACUGAAAUGUAUUUUUGGUAUAUUUGAAAAUAUUAAUAUCAAUCAAUUAACGGCAUUAAAUGCAUCUGUCGAAUAUACAGAAAAUAAAAAAUUACUUGACAUCAAUAUUAAUAAUGAAAAUACAAAAAUUGAAAAUAUAUUUUGGGAUGAUAUUUCAAUAUUUUUCCCGAAUAUGCGAUUUCCAAUUGUAUCUGAUGCAAUUGUUAGUUUGGGUUUGAUAAAUUCAUGUAUUAUAAAUCAAGCAACAGUACGAACUUUUGAAAAUACAACAAUUCAUAACAAUGAUACUAGUCUAUUGGCAGCUGCUGAUUGUUCAUAUUAUCCGAAAUUCGCUCUGUUCGUGAAUAGAGACAUAAAUGAUUCUUCAUUAUCAUUUAAAAUGCAUACUGGUAAGAAUACGGCUACCGUUACCAAAAUAAACGGUAUAUUAACGACGUUAAUUAAUGGAGUUGAAGUCGAUGCACGAAAUGGAUUUGAAUAUCCAUUGGAUACAGCUGUUUAUGAUUUUAAGAUAUUCAAACGAGACCACGGAAUUGUUGAAAUCGAUAGUAAAUUCAGUGGAACUUGGUUAUAUUUUACUGAAGAGUAUAUAUUAAUAACCACGCCAGGAUUUUAUAAGGGUCGUUUAUGUGGGAAGUGUAUAUUACCAAAGGAUUAAAAAAUUUAUUAUUUUUCUUGUAUUUAAAAAAAAAAAGUCUAAAUUGUUCUGUGAGACAUUUUAGAUGUGUUCUUUUAUUCUAUCCAUUGAUUAUUGUCAUUUUACCCUUUUUGUACUGACCAGGACAUUGGAUUGAAUUAGGGAACAUGUACGCCUUAUAUGUCCAGGCAUAGUAUUUGACAGUCAUUUUAGAACGGAAAUUUGAGAGACUGUUGUCGGGCAAAAUAAUUUAUUGCAUUUUUCAAUGAAUAUUUCUUUAAUUUUAAACCGAGUGUGAACAUUUUCAUAGAGAGAAAACCACGGAUCUAGUAAUUAUAGUAGGGAUGUAGUAUACAGUCCUACUUUAGACGAGGGGGUGUAUCAUUCAGGGGGGAAGCAAUGUGAAUACUUUUGAUUGGCUGAGGAUCUCAUUUGCGGGAAAUUCAAAUAGAACGAUAAUAUUUCAUGUGUUUU